GGGGACAACGGCGGCGGCGGCGGGAUGGAGGAGCGGGACGGGUUCCGGAAGGAGACGGUAGACCGGCUGCUCCGCCUGCACUUCCGCGACGGGAAGACCCGAGUUAACGGGGACGCGCAGCUGCUGAUGGCGGAGAUGUUGAAGGUGUUCGUCCGAGAGGCGGCGGCCCGGGCAGCGCGGCAGGCACAGGCUGAGGACCUGGAAAAAGUGGACGUCGAGCAUGUGGAGAAAGUGCUGCCCCAGCUGCUCCUGGACUUCUAGAGGCCUCACGGACCCUGCCAGCAGAGGAUCCUGACCCGACCAUGAACAUCAUGAUCAUCCUCAGUCCAACUCUAGGAAGAACAGCCUCAACUCUUUCUUUCUCUGCCCGUUUCGCUUCUGUUUCCCUUCUCUUUUACCAAACACGGCAGAGCCCUGGGUAACCACACUUGUGGGCUCGUUUUGGUCGGUUUCAUCCCCUUCUGCAGCAGCCGACCCCCCAGCACGGUGGGUGCUGCGAUUCCUCAAGCUAAUGUGAGAAACAGGAGCUGCUUCAGAGACACACGGAAAGACUCGACGGCUGGAAACCUCGUCCAAACUCCAGGCUCCCUUCGCCUGGGCAGGCGGCUGCGGCAGAAACGUCAGGUCCAGCUCCAAGCCCGCCUAAUGAAUAGGUUGUUAACAAGAGCUCAGUCACAGGCUCUUGCCAAAAAGCAGGUAACUGAUCUUUAUUUUAUAAAUAAACAGUGUCUGUCCCUCACUACCUUCCAGUGUUUCUCCAGGGCUGCGACAUCAAAGAAUGCUUGGAACCUUUUAACCAUUUGAUAUUCUCCUCAGAAGCUGCUUCCCCUCUGCUAUAAAUUUGUUCUCACAAAGAAACAUCAAUAAAUUAAAACCGAGUCACCC
This is a messenger RNA of Calidris pugnax (ruff), 885 nucleotides long. It is a transcript of the gene CENPX, whose product is annotated as stimulated by retinoic acid 13. NCBI's taxonomy places the organism in Eukaryota, Metazoa, Chordata, Aves, Charadriiformes, Scolopacidae. Gene Ontology annotation, cellular component: FANCM-MHF complex; Fanconi anaemia nuclear complex. Gene Ontology annotation, biological process: DNA repair; resolution of meiotic recombination intermediates; kinetochore assembly. The transcript is spliced from 5 exons. Gene Ontology annotation, molecular function: protein heterodimerization activity. The record is from RefSeq and is a predicted model, not a curated record. The coding region runs from base 25 to 261 and encodes 78 amino acids.